AUGUGUAGGAACCCCAGAGGUUCAGGAAAAAAGCCACUGGAAUUCAACCCAAAUUCACAUUUGUGGUUGACUCAUUUGAGAAAAGGAGUGCAACUUCUUUUCAAAGGGCACCUAUGUUACCUCAUGGUGGAGUUCCUGAUUCCGAUUCUAAUUCCGACAACAAACAACUCUAGCUUUAUAUGCUCGGAGCGCAUUUUGGUCACUGAAAGGCAUUAUAUGGCUUCAAGCAGUUGUUCGUGGUCAAAUAGUCAGGUUUUCCGGAAAUUUCCCUCAAAUGCUUCAAAAAAACCUCUGCAAGAACAUUCGAUUAGGGGGGCACUUGUAAUCGAACUGAUGAUUGCUGCUGGAAAGGUUGUUCCUAUUUUACAGCUGGAACAUGGAGUAGCUGUUGUUACAGUGCAUGCAGGGUCAUUCAUGACUUCUCUUGAUAUAGGAGGGUUUUCAAUUAUCUACAAUUAAGGCAGAUCAAGCAAUUCUGCAAUGCCUGGAUGUUGCAGCUAAGGCUCCGCAUUAGCCUAUUGGUGUUGAUGGUUGGUAAUUCCACCUGGCCUCGUUAAGCAUUAUCAACAAGAUGUAGUAAAGACUUGGAGUUGAAUUUGGCUAAGUCAUUAUUGAGUGAGAUGGGCCAAUGUACAACUGCUUAUCCAUAUAAUCAGUUGUUUGGAGCAUUAGUCUUAAAGAAUUAUGAAAGGCAAGAUGCAACUUUAGUUAGUUGGAAUUUGAUGUACAUAGUAGAUUAGAUGCAAAUUUAUAUAUUGUAAGAAAUAGAAUUGUAUGACAUUAAAUUUAUGCAAUGGAU
Molecule: messenger RNA, 799 nt
Organism: Lactuca saligna
Lineage: Eukaryota; Viridiplantae; Streptophyta; Magnoliopsida; Asterales; Asteraceae
Source: the annotation of a GenBank genome assembly